AAGUUUUCCUGUUUUAAUAUUGGGUGACUACGACCCCAGUAAAACCAAAGUCCUUCACUUCAGUAUGAACCCAGCAAGCCUGGCCAAGCAGCAGCGGAAAGAAGAGCAGCAACAACUCCAGGAGGAGUGUGAGAGGCUGAGGGAGCUGGUCAGGGUGCUGGAAGGAGGAGGCUCCAUCUCUGAUAACCCUGAGGGGGUUGGAAGCUUGCAUUCGCCGCAAGAAAUUGCAGAGCUUAAGAAGCAAGUGGAAAGUGCAGAACUGAAAAACCAGCGGUUGAAAGAGGUUUUCCAAACCAAGAUCCAGGAGUUUCGCAAGGUGUGCUACACACUGACUGGGUACCAGAUUGACAUCACUACGGAGAACCAGUACCGGCUCACCUCCAUUUAUGCUGAGCACCAAGGGGAUUGCUUGCUGUUUAAAGCCUCCAGCUCCUCCGGCGGGAAGAUGCAGCUUCUGGAAACUGAAUUCUCUCGCACUGUCCGGGAACUCAUCGACCUCCACCUGCUGCACCAGGACAGCAUCCCAGCCUUCCUCAGCGCUGUAACCCUAGACCUGUUUAGCCGUCAAACCAUGGCAUAAGCCGGGCUGGUCCAGAGCCAUUUAGCCUUGUGCCCUACACAUGUGGAUCACAAUCAAAUACGACUGGCCUCGCACCGCAGGGAUUUGUGAGCUAACCAAACCAAACGCUUUCAUGUUUCGCCUUCUGUUGCGCUGGGCUCUUCUCAUUUCUGUUGAAGUCCCCUCCCUCACCUUCCCCAAACACUUCUUAUGAUGGUUUGAGGAAACAACCAAGAGUUAUUUUCUGCUUUCUCCUGAGCUGGAGUUCCUCUUUCCAUCACCUAUAGCCCAAGGUCCAGAUGCCCUUUGACAGUACUGGGUCCAACCCCAAAGACUGUUUUUUUUUAUGUUGGCUUUAAUAACCCAGUCUGCCUCCUCUAGAGUCUCUGAAAGCUGCCACCUUACCAGAGACGUACUGGUAGUCAAAGGCAAGUGUCGCUCCAUCCCACGUUUCCCUUUUUCCAGCUGACCCCUCUCCCUUUAUGAACAAGCCCUUUUAUGAAUUCAUCAGCCUUUUAGGUCUCAACAGGAGCUGUUACAGGGACACAUGGGAGAGUUAGUUUUGGGGAGCUCACAGCUCCUUGAGUCCCAGCUUCUUCUAUGAGGGUCCCACUAACUUAGGUCUCAGCUUCGUUGAGUAUCAGGCACUUCAGAGAGAGAACAGAUGAAUGUGAGCUUUGGGAGAGCUGACAGCUUCCUGCUCCUCACAAUUACAGAUUUACUACCCACUGAUGGAGGUUCAGGACUGGGGGCACUGGAGCCAUGGGUUGCAGAGUCUUCUUAGAUACUGCCCAGUCCUGCUGCUCAGUAGGGAUUGAGAUGAAGAAGACAGCAGAAUGUAAUGGGAUUCAGGACCACAGACUUCCUUAGCUACAGUCCCUCAGUCAUCACAAUUCGGCAGGUAAAGUACAAAUGUAAAUAGACUUCCUAUGAGCCCCAUCCCUGUGCAGAGCUCAAGAAAUGUACUCCCAUGACAUCUUUCUUGCUUGGACUCAAGGGUGCCUAGUUAUCUUCAAAAUGCAGGAAAAGGAGCAGGCAAUGGAAGCUCUCUUCAAAAUUUACUGCAAUGCUAUUUAGUCCGCUGGUACCUACUUGUGUUGCUGUGUGCAAUCCUUCUUUCCCCAGUAUCCUCACAUUUGCUCUCCUGACUGCUGUGGAUGGAUCAUUUUAUGAAUGUGGAUGUUUUGUACUGCAAUAGGGAUCUGUCACUUGAUUUCCUUUUUAUGAAUAAAGUGUUACC
This is a messenger RNA of Alligator sinensis (Chinese alligator), 1799 nucleotides long. RefSeq names its product mitotic spindle assembly checkpoint protein MAD1-like. Gene Ontology annotation, cellular component: nuclear envelope; mitotic spindle; kinetochore. The transcript is spliced from 4 exons. The record is from RefSeq and is a predicted model, not a curated record. Bases 65 to 580 code for a protein of 171 amino acids. Lineage: Eukaryota; Metazoa; Chordata; Crocodylia; Alligatoridae. Gene Ontology annotation, biological process: attachment of mitotic spindle microtubules to kinetochore; mitotic spindle assembly checkpoint signaling.